Molecule: messenger RNA, 1981 nt
Organism: Cladocopium goreaui
Lineage: Eukaryota; Dinophyceae; Suessiales; Symbiodiniaceae
Source: the annotation of a GenBank genome assembly
UGGCUCAAGCUGCUGUGAAUUUGGAGUGCGCUAUCAAGGUGCUGUCAUGUCCUGCUGGCGCGGAGUGUGCCGUGUUUGUCGCGGACGUGGGCUCGAAUCUCCGGAGACGGAAAUUCCGCAGCAUGGCUUGGUGCAAAGCUCGCGUGUGAAGACCUUCGAUGCGGCACCUCCAAGUGCCAGCUACAACUUGAUGGAUGCCAUCGAGCGGCAAGAGGCGGCUGAGGUGGUCUCAAGGCGCCCACAAGGCUCUGAUCUUCAGGAUUUGAAGGAAGAUAUGGAGAAGUUUAGGAAAAGUAUGGAGAAGGCACAGAAGGAAACGGAGGAGGCAAAUCGCCCAAAAAGUGGACCCAGGGAAGCUCCGGGACGAUUUGAUUUUGUGACCGUGGAGGAUGGCAGCGGACACCGCAAACCGCAAAUGGCUGGAACAGUCAAAGUGAGAUAUGCCGUUGUCUUGGAGCGUGACGCCUCUUUGUUGGAAGCCAAAAGUGAUUUUGUGUAUGUCUUGGGGGCACAAUCUCAAGGUGUUGGCGAGGUCUGCUCCCAACUGCUAGAUGGGAUGCUGCUGCAGAUGCGGCGUGGCCAGGUGGCAUCAGUGACUCAUCCACUAAGAGAUCUUUUUGCGUCCGAUGCUCCAGUCAUUGCUCAACAUGGCCCAGAGGAGGUGGCAGUCUGUGAGGUUAGCUUGCUGGAGAUCUUUGUCUCCAAAGAUUGUUCCUUCAAGAACAGCACUGGUCAAGUCCUGAAGGAGGUGAUCAAGGAUGGAGCUGGCUCCUGGUGCAACAAUCCCUCAGAUGAAGGCUUGGCAGUUCUCCGGGUUGAGAAGAUUUCUACUGCGGAGGGUCGGUGCCUUUUCCCAGAACCUGGAGCAUCUCCGAUGGAGAUGUUUGUGAAUGUUGGAGAUGGAGAGGUCUGUGAUGCCUUGGAGUGUGCCGUGCUUGAAAUGCGCCCACACGAAACUGCCUUGGUGACCUGUACAGACCCUUCUUUCUUGGUUGGAGCACCGCUGGGUGAGAAGCCAGUGCCAAAGAGCUCUGAGUACACCUUACGUGUGACCCUGUUGGACUUCAAUCCUGGACCUGACGCCCCCUCCUUUGAUGAGGAGGACCGCUUGACAUUUGCUUUGAGAAGAAAGGCCGAGGCCAAUCGCCUCUUUAAAGAAGGCCGUUUUCGCCUGUCGAGGCAGAGGUACGAGGAAAUCUGCGAUUUGUUUCACCAUUUGGAUAUUCCAAAAGUCAAAGAUCGUUUCCUGGGCAAGUACGAACUGUGGCAAGAGUGCAGGAAACUACGACUGGACUGCCGUUUGAACAUUGCAGCCUGUUGCAUCAAACUACAGGACUCAUCAACGGCCAAAGAAGCCUGCGAUUUGGUUUUGAAGCAAAUGCCAGAGAAUACAAAGGCAUCGUAUCGACGAGCGCAAGCUCAAAUGCAGCAACGUGAUUUUGUUGAGGCAUGCAAAGACCUAAGGCGUCUACUUGAUAUUGAUCCUACCAUCCAGGAAGCUCGCCGCCUCUGGGAGAAAGCAGUCAAGCAAAGAAAGGACGUGGAUCAGCAGCAGAAGAAGGCUCUGAAGUAUGAUGCGAUGUGCCGAAAAAUCCUGGAUGAUCGUUCCGACAAGUUCACCCUGGACAAUGCACCUACGUUCCAUGAUGACCCUGAGUACCAUCAAGGUCGCCCAGUCUGUGAAUCAAUGAAGCUUGGAAAGGAGCAGCUUGAGGGGUAGAAGGUUGAUGCUGGCGUGCUGGCGCGAGGAUGGUCUUGGGCUUGUUCUGCCGACUGACCAACCCAAUCAAUGCGCCGAACCAGCGUGUCGGCGAGACAAAGUGACGUAAGAGCACACUUUGGAUUCGCUUGAAUUUGUAAUUUAAAAUGCAUAGAAACAUAUAGAAACUCAGAGAGGUUCAGGAGUGGCAGCUCAACAGGUGCUUUGCCAGCAUGAAUUCUUCUCUGACAGAACAAGCGCUGAUUCCUUUUUGGUCCUUGU